Messenger RNA from Sorex fumeus (smoky shrew), 2468 nucleotides. It is a transcript of the gene SLC35F1, whose product is annotated as solute carrier family 35 member F1. Bases 141 to 1439 code for a protein of 432 amino acids. Lineage: Eukaryota; Metazoa; Chordata; Mammalia; Eulipotyphla; Soricidae. The transcript is spliced from 8 exons. Gene Ontology annotation, molecular function: transmembrane transporter activity. The record is from RefSeq and is a predicted model, not a curated record. Gene Ontology annotation, biological process: transmembrane transport. Gene Ontology annotation, cellular component: membrane.
CCGUCACCACCGCGGGGACCUUCCCGCCUCGCCGCCGCCUCCCCGCGCCGCGGCCGGCCGGGUGUUCUGCGUGUUCCCGGGCCCGGUGCGGGCGCAGCAUGCGCGGGGCUGCGUUCUGAUCGCCGCCGCCUCAAGCCGCGAUGAUCCCGCCCGAGCCCCCUCAGCAGCAGCAGCUGCAGCCGCAGCAGCAUCAGCAGCAGCAGCAGCAGCAUCAGCAGCACCAGCAGCAACAGCAGCAGCAGCAGCUGCAGCCGCCACCGCCGGCCCCGCCGAACCAUGUGGUGACCACCAUCGAGAACCUGCCGGCCGAGGGCAGCGGCGGCGGCAGCCUGUCCGCGUCCUCCCGGGCCGGCGUGCGCCAGCGGAUCCGCAAAGUGCUGAACAGAGAGAUGUUAAUCUCCGUGGCUCUGGGCCAGGUGUUAUCCCUCCUUAUUUGUGGAAUUGGCUUGACCAGCAAGUACCUGUCAGAAGAUUUCCAUGCCAACACACCAGUUUUCCAGAGUUUCCUCAAUUACAUUCUUCUCUUCUUGGUCUAUACCACCACACUAGCUGUCAGACAAGGAGAAGAAAAUCUCCUGGCAAUUUUACGACGAAGAUGGUGGAAAUACAUGAUCUUGGGACUUAUAGACCUGGAAGCAAAUUACCUGGUGGUCAAGGCUUACCAGUAUACAACUCUAACCAGUAUCCAGCUCCUGGACUGUUUUGUCAUCCCGGUGGUGAUUUUGCUGUCCUGGUUCUUCCUGUUGAUCCGGUACAAGGCUGUGCACUUCAUUGGCAUCGUUGUUUGCAUCCUUGGAAUGGGCUGCAUGGCCGGAGCAGAUGUGCUUGUGGGAAGGCAUCAGGGAGCAGGGGAAAAUAAGUUGGUAGGGGACCUUCUGGUGUUAGGAGGAGCCACUCUAUAUGGGAUCUCUAACGUCUGGGAAGAAUAUAUCAUCCGAACCCUCAGUCGAGUGGAAUUCCUGGGAAUGAUUGGACUCUUUGGUGCAUUUUUCAGUGGAAUUCAAUUAGCUAUAAUGGAGCACAAGGAGCUGUUAAAGGUGCCCUGGGACUGGCAAAUAGGGUUGCUCUAUGUAGGCUUUAGUGCCUGCAUGUUUGGUCUUUACAGCUUUAUGCCCAUUGUCAUAAAGAAAACCAGUGCAACUUCAGUCAACCUCUCCUUGCUCACAGCGGACUUGUACAGCCUGUUCUGCGGAUUGUUUCUUUUCCACUACAAGUUUUCAGGACUAUACCUCCUGUCCUUCUUCACCAUUCUCAUCGGGCUGGUGCUCUACUCCUCCACGUCCACAUACAUAGCCCAGGAUCCUCGGGUAUACAAGCAGUUCCGCAACUCUUCAGGACCUGUUGUGGACUUACCAACCACAGCCCAGGUGGAGCCUUCGGUUACCUAUACCAGCCUGGGCCAGGAGACAGAAGAGGAGCCCCACGUGCGUGUGGCCUAAAUAAGGCCCUCCCUGCCCACUGAGGGCAUCUCAGUGGCCAUGUGCUUGCCCAUCGUCUCUGUAUUGUACAUAGAGAAAGGUAUUUCUUAGGUGCAGUUUACACAGGUGGACUGCAAGGUAGCAAAUCUGAAAACCUGGAGAAUGCACGAGCUAAACGUCCCAGGAGGCAGAGUCUCAGAUCCACCUGACUUGGAGAAAAAUCUAGUUAGCGUGUAUCCUGACCACAUCCCCAACCCCACGUCAAUUACUGUGAAAUUUUUUAAUCAAAAGCAAGUAUUAUUAUUAUUUGUAUUAUUAUUGUUACUCUUAUUACACCUUCAGGAGGAUGUUUUGUACUCCUGUUGGGAACUAUUGCCAGAUCUCCAUGAAGUUGACAUAAAUCCCACUUUUCUAUGGCAAGUCCCUUUGGAAGAAUCAUCCUUUCUUUGUUUGUCUCACAGUCCGUGAGUGCUGCAUGCCACGGAACUCUACCCCUGAGAAGUUUCCUUGUCCCCGGGACCGGGUAGCUAAUGGUUUCUUCUCUGUUACCUGUUGGAUUACCUGCUCAAUGAAUAUUCUGUGCUAACCCUUGUCGGGAAGGGCAACUGAUCAUACAAUUUUCUAUUCUAGGAAUAGAUAUGAAAAAAACAUUUUAGCCUUUUUAUAUCUAAAUCUCUGAUUACUCCAGGCCGUUGCCUUUCUGUUAUGCCACGUGAUUAUGCUAAUCAAGUCCCUGUUAUAGCAGAUUAAGGAAGUCUUAUGAGAGAUCCUGGAAAUAACAUCAUACAUGUUCAGGAUAAUAAAUAUUUUUAAAAAAUCUUUAUGUGGGGCCAGAAUAAUAGUAUAACUGGAAGGACACUUACCUUGCACAUGGCCAACCCAGGUUUGAUCCACAGCACCCCAUAUGCUCCUUGAGCCUUCCAGGAGUGAUCCCUGAACAACAUCAGUGUGACUCACAAACAAAAACAAAAAUCUUUCUGCUCCUCCCUAGACCUGUAUUCAAGAAAAGGUCAGAUUUUCCAUUCUUUCUUAGAUUUCUUUGGUGAUAAC